Molecule: messenger RNA, 1731 nt
Organism: Ilex paraguariensis (yerba mate)
Lineage: Eukaryota; Viridiplantae; Streptophyta; Magnoliopsida; Aquifoliales; Aquifoliaceae
Source: the annotation of a GenBank genome assembly
AUGAAAGUUGUAGUUGGGCAACAAUUUGUUGUUCCUACCAAUUCAAAGGUAUCUUUACUUCAGCAACCCAUCAAGCAAGAUAGUGACGAGGAGCUGGAAUAUGCUGACAACAGCAGUGGUGUUGUAGAAAUUUCAUCGAUGAAAACAACGGAUAUGUUAAAUGGGCAAUUUACGUCUGAAUUGUCUGAAUCGCAACGCGGGGCUGUAUCUGAGGUUGGUAAUGGUGGGGUUGGCUUCAUUUGGUCAGUUAGUGAAGGAGGGCAUGAAGAAGAGUGGAGGCAUUCAGUUGCUCCCAUUCCUGCAGAUAAACUUUUUGAGAGCAUACAACCUACAAAUGAUGAACUGGAGAUAUCUACUCAAGAUGGAAAUGUACUUCCUCUUUCAGGAGAGUUGGAACCUGACUCUGUCAUGAAUGAUUCCGAUGAUGAUGAUAUUGUAGAUAUCAGAGUUGACUCAGCUUACUUUGAGAAGGAGGUUGAAGCAACGUUUUUGAGGGCUGUUCAUGAAAAUGUUAAAGAUGAUCAUGUUAUCUUAGAAGUGAACUCACUACGGUUGUCGUACAAUCGUGCUUCCGAAGACUGUGCCGGUGCAUUAUUCUAUUCAAUGAUGAAAUUGGCAUUAGAUACUCCACAUAGUUCAGCUAUACUAAAUUUACAACAUCAUGUAAGAGCCUUUACACCGAGUCUUUUCAUUCAGUCUGAUCAAAACCUUGGAAGCUUAAAGGGAGAACUUAGAGCCAUACUUCCUCAAGUAGAGGAGAUGCGGAAGAGAAAAUGUGACAGAAGCAAUCAAUUCAUUGAAGUUUUAGAGCAAAUACAUCAGAUAAGAAGCGAGAUUUACAGAUCCACUGCAUAUACUCCUUCCAACACUGUUGUGGAUGAAACUGAUUUGUCUUUAAAAAAACUAGAAGAAUUGCACAGAGAGCUGCAGGCACUUCAAAAGGAAAAGAGUGACCGCCUGACGCAGGUUUUGGACCACCUGAAUACACUGAACUCGCUGUGUUUGGUGCUUGGUGUGGAUUUCCAGCAAACAGUUAAUGAGGUUCAUUCUAGUUUGAGCAAGUCUGAAGGGACAAAGAACAUAUGUAAUGAUACUAUUGAGCAGUUGGCAGCCACAAUACAAAGGCUGCAGGAGGUCAAAAUACAGAGAAUGCAGCAGCUUCAAGAUCUUGCAACUUCCAUGUUGGAGCUAUGGAAUUUGAUGGAUACACCAGUUGCAGAGCAACAGAUGUUCCAGAAGGUUACCUGUAACAUAGUUGCUUCAGAACAUGAGAUUACAGAACCCAACAUGCUUUCCAUCAACUUCAUUAAUUAUGUUGAAGCAGAAGUGUCUCGGUUGGAAGAGUUGAAAGCAAGAAAAAUGAAAGAAAUUGUCUUGAAAAAGAUGUCAGAGCUGGAGGAGAUUUGUAGGAAGACACACAUGAUACCAGAACCCGAGGAUUCAAUGGAAUUUGCUAUUGAAGCUAUUGAAUCUGCUGUGGACCCCUCCAGUAUUCUUGAGCAAAUUGAACUUCGAAUUGCUAAAGUUAAAGACGAAGCUUUUAGCAGGAAAGAGAUACUUGAAAAAGUUGAGAAGUGGAUGGUCGCAUGCGAGGAAGAGUGCUGGCUUGAGGAGUAUUGCAGGGAUGAAAACCGAUAUAAUGCCGGAAGGGGUGCUCAUCUUACACUGAAGCGUGCUGAGAAAGCUCGUACUUUGGUUAAUAAGCUUCCAGGUACAGUGCAUCACACUUAG